Molecule: messenger RNA, 1107 nt
Organism: Cynoglossus semilaevis (tongue sole)
Lineage: Eukaryota; Metazoa; Chordata; Actinopteri; Pleuronectiformes; Cynoglossidae
Gene: pxmp2
Product: peroxisomal membrane protein 2
Exons: 5
Coding region: 95-679 (194 amino acids)
Cellular component (GO): peroxisomal membrane; cytoplasm
Source: RefSeq, a predicted model, not a curated record
AGCGGAGUUCCUUUUCCUGUAAAUUCGGUCAUUAGACUAGAGCUUGUUUUCUGUUUGUGAUGUUCGUUUAGUGUUUGCAGUAAAAGACGCGACGAUGCCCGUGCAGAGUGUACCGGUGCGGGAUGUGUCCGUACAUUUCCGGUUACUGCAGCAGUAUCUGCUGCUGCUGAAAAAAUACCCCAUCCUCACAAAGUCUGUGACCAGUGCCAUCAUUUCAGCUUUAGGAAAUUUACUGUCUCAGUUUGUGGAGGCAAGAAAAAAGGCCAAGAAUGAAGUUUCCAUAAGUGAGAUUGACGCAGCCGCAGCUGCACGCUUCGCCAUCUAUGGAUUGAUCAUUACAGGACCAGUCAGCCAUUACUUCUACCAGCUGAUGGAGGUGUGGAUGCCCACCACUGAUCCAUACUGUAUCGUCAAACGUCUGCUUCUGGACAGACUUUUUUUUGCACCUGGGUUUUUGCUUAUUUUCUACUUUGUUAUGAACGUCUUAGAGGCUAAAGGAUGGAAAGACUUUGAACAGAAGAUGAGGCAAAGUUACUUGACCGCUUUAAAGAUGAACUGGAAAGUCUGGACUCCAUUUCAGUUUAUUAAUGUCAACUUUGUGCCUGUUCAGUUCAGAGUACUGUUUGCCAACAUGGUUGCCUUCUUCUGGUACGCCUACCUGGCUUCAGUGAGGAAGUGAGAUUUCCUGAAGAUCAGUGAUGAGUUGAUCCGUCAAGAGGAAUCUUCCCCUUACUGUGACUUUGGUGACCAGGGAUGUGGGACGUAACAGACAUAACCAGACACAAGAGCGUGACCCUGUUUCACAAUACAUUGCAAAUAAUUUAAUAGUUAUUCUGACACUGACAGCUAACACAGCUGUACCCUGAUCCCUUUAAACCACUACAACAGACUACUUUGUUCUAACAGAACAUGUACACAAGUAUGUUUAGAUUUUAUUUUUUUUUGCUUUAGAGCCAAAGUCUUUCAGGUUGUCAUACCAGAUACAUUUUAAUCACUCUGGGAACAAGACAUUUUAAAUAAUCUGUGCUAAAUGUUUGGUGUCUUGUUGUGGACUGUGCCAGAGAAACUUUUGCACUCAAUUUCUGAAAAUAAAUACAUUACAAAUGA